CGGCGCGGCGCGUGUGGUCUCCUGGCUCAUCGUGGUGCGACUGCGUUGCUGCCGGCGUGCGGGCGGGCGGGCAGGCAGGCAGGCGUCGGUGCCUCCACCACAGGCAAUCAGAGCCGGCCGGUCGGCCCUGAGCUACCGAGAGAUACCCGGCCGUCGGGCACCCAGGGAUACCCGAGCAAGCCCGACAGACACUGAGCGAAACCCGUCAGCAGGCCCCACAGGCACCGAGCGAACCUGGUCGGCGGUUCUGGAGCGCACCGGCAUCCGGCAAUGGACAUCAUAAAGAGCGGCUGGUUCACUGAGACCUCCACACUAUGGCCGGGCCAAGCCUUGUCGCUGGAAGUGGAAGAGAUCCUCUACCAUCAGAGAUCUUCUUUUCAGGACGUGGUUGUCUUCAAAAGCAAAAGCUAUGGUAAUGUGUUGGUGCUGGAUGGUGUGAUACAGUGCACCGAAAGGGAUGAGUUCGCGUACCAAGAAAUGAUUGCAAAUUUAACCUUGUGCAGCCAUCCUAAUCCGAAAAAGGUGCUUAUAAUUGGUGGUGGUGAUGGUGGAGUAUUGCGAGAAGUUGUGAAGCAUUCCACCGUGGAGUCUGUAGCACAGUGUGAAAUCGAUGAGGAUGUAAUAAAAGUUUCCAAACGAUACCUUCCUGGUAUGGCUGUGGGUUUCUCGAGCCCAAAGUUGAAACUCCAUGUUGGUGAUGGCUUUGAGUUCAUGAAGGAGAACCAGGAUGCAUUUGAUGUAAUUAUCACUGAUUCCUCAGAUCCAGUAGGUCCCGCUGAGAGUCUAUUUCAAGAAUCGUACUAUCGACUGAUGAAGAAUGCAUUGCGUGAAGGUGGAAUCCUUGGUGCGCAAGGUGAAUGUCAGUGGUUGCACCUUAAGCUCAUAAAGGAGAUGCAGAGGUUCUGCAAGUCUCUGUUUCCAGUGGUUGAAUAUGCAUAUAGCACAAUACCUACAUACCCCAGUGGGCAGAUUGGCUUCAUGCUGUGCAGUAAAAAUCCUGAGACAAAUUUUCGUGAACCAGUACGGCAGCUGUCAGCUGAUGAAGUGAAUAGGAUGCAAAUGAAAUAUUACAAUGCAGAAAUGCAUAGGGCUGCAUUUGUUCUUCCAGAGUUUGCCAGAAAGGCUCUUAGUGAUGCAUAAAAAUAACUCCAGUGCUCACUGUUAAUUACCAUCAAUACUGGAAAGUGCUUAAAAGUUUAUCAUCAAUUUAUAGUGCUGCAGUUACCUACCAUGCAGCAUAUUAACCCUUUCCUGUCUUCAGAGAGGGAAAACUAUGAUUUUUACUGCUUAGGAGGCACGGAAAUAGCAACACUUGAUAGAAGACUGAACUUCAGUAACUUUUACAAAGGAGAAGACUACCUGCCUUGUGAUUUCCAGAACACUGGGUGAUUUCUUGAAGAUUUGGUCAAUUGUACUAUGAACCUCCUGAACCUGUUGUCAACUGACUAAUCGGUAACCUGGAUUUGUACGUGCUUCACAUUACAGCAGAUUGCUGAAACUUUGGUCUGUGAUGGUUCUAGAUUGGAAAGGAUUAAAAUUUUAUCAAAAAAAAAACUAAAUAAAAAUCCAACUAUCUAAUGUUUAGAGCUUGGAAUUGUGUGAAAACUUUUGGCAUUAAGUGUGUGGGAACCGUGAAUCAUAUGAAAAUCCUGCUCAAUUUUGUCUUAACAGCAUGCUUAUUCUUUUAAAAUAUUUUGUCUCUUGUAGGAUUCACUACAGUUGUACUGAUUUAGCAACAGACAUUUGGCUAAUUAUGGAAUGGAUUGUCUUGAUUUUGACCCUCUUUUUUUAAAAUCUCCAUUUUCUUCCCCUUCACCUUAACCUCUCACUUUAUUUUGUCUCUCUUCUCACCCCUUCCUGCCCCACCCAACUGAGCCUUGAAUGCAUUUAAAUUAUUGUAAGGUAAAUUCAAACUGGCUUUCAUUUUUUCCUUGCAUGCAAACAUUUGUGAUGAAGCUCUUCUUUUCCAUUCCAGUUAAGCCUAUAACUUUGUAUGUUAUAAUGGGAUGGAUGAAGUUUAAUGUAUAUGCAGGAGCAUGUGUUUACUUCAUUAGAGGAACUCAUCUUUAGACUAAUUGAACUUGACAGGGAAAUAUUAAGAUGGCCAGGGAGGUGGUGGUGGUGGUGGAGGAAGACAUAAUUGAUAGCAACUCCAAAUAAUUCUCUAGGCCCAAUACAGUAACUUUGUGGUCAAAUUGAAACUUUUCAGAAGGAGCAAGUGAAUUUCAGCAUUUGAUGUGGAAGGCUAAGUACACCUUCUGGUAGUUUAAUUUAUUGGCCUAUCGGGCAAAGUUUCUUAAACAUUUAAAAUCUUGGACUAUUAAUUGCACACCCCCAUUUAGAGGGGAAAUCCCCAGGGAAUUAUUAUUAAAAUGAUUGUUUAUUCAAUGUUCACUUAACAGCUGCUAUUUUACCAGGGCUCUUCUAAUUAUUUUAAAGUGGGAUAAAUAUCUUUAGACCUCAUUAUCCCACAAUAUAAUUUGAAAGCAAUUUGUUUUCUAAAUGGAGACCUGCUGGUUUGGGCUCCUCCUCUGUAUUUGACCAUUUUGAUCUCACUCAAGAGAACAUCCUACAUAAUGUCAAUAAGUGCCCUGGGGUCAGCACCUUCAGACUAGCAUGGAAAAACUGCUCUCCUAUCUGAGAAGCACUCAAUAACUUAUCUAAGUUCAGAAGAAGUGGGUCAGGUCUCAUUAAGUACAAGCUCGAUUGCUUCAAGUAGAGCUGAUGUUUUUCUAUAUGAUGGUUUAUGGAAGUUCCAACUUCUCUUGGUCUCCAUUCAGGUGGUGAUGUAUAUUAGGUAAUUAUGUGUAAUAGGCAAUAAUGCUUUAUUUAAAAAAAAUAAUUUUUCUACCUCUCCAAAAAAAACUUGAUUUGGCCCAAGCACCAUGUGUUGUUCAUAAUUUUGAUAUUUCUUUAAAGGCAGAUUAUUGUGUGCUAAUUAUCAGACCAAUUAAUGAAAACUGGAAUGUGACCUCAAAAUCUAGGAGACAACUUCUGAAGUGCACCGAUUUUUAAUUUAUUUAAGACCUUUGUUUAAAGUAUCUUUAAUCUGGUUACCGUUACAUAGAAAAUAAUCCUGUCACGAAAAAAACUUGAAUAUUUUAGAAUUUAAUACUAUAAGAGGGGGGGGGGGGCUUUUCUCUAUUCAGACACUCAGUCUAUCUGAUAUUUUAAAUCAAACUAAUGUUUAAACUUGGAAAAACCAAUCCAUGCUUUUUAUUCUGUUUACAUUUCCACAAUCAAAUAUUGUACGUACUUUGAAGUUUUAUGCACCAGCUUGUAUAUAUAUAUAUCUGAAAUCUACAGUCAUUAAUAUAUAUUUGAAAUAAAGCAAUACUGAUACAUGGUGAAUCCCAUGAUGUGUCCCUCAGAGUCAAACAAUAUUUCCCCACUACUAUUUACUCUGUUUUGGUCAAUUUUCCAUCCACACUAUUUCAGCCUUCUAUUUCAUUGUGAUAGCAAGUCUUGUGUGGCACUUUAUUGAAUAACGUUUGCAAGUUCAUGCUGCACUUCAACCAGGUUUCCCUUAUCCAUUCUCUAUCUGCAGUUGUCUUACAAUUCUUUAAAGAAUUUCCCCAAAUUAUUUAUGUAUUUUCAGAGUGCUCCAAAAAUUGGUGGUUAAUGUAAGACCAUCUCUCAUUGAAGAAAUUGCUUAACUGAAUGGAAUACAAUGGCUGUAGCUUCAGUUUCAAGAAAUGGCGGAGAGAACUGGCUUUUGUUUUUUAAAAUAGGUUUGAGUAUUGAGGUUUCUUUGUAGCACUUACUAUUUAUGGACUCUAGUAAGUUUGAUUUUAGGUGCCUAUAAUUCUGUAAGACAGCAAUUGUGCAGGUCUUGUUGCUGAUGGCUUAUACUAAUGAACACAAGCUUGCACAUCCUGUUAGAAAUAGUUGCUUGGAAACCAUACAGUUGGUCAAAAAUACCACAAUGAAUGAGACUUGGAAUGCACUAGGGUCAAUUUCAAAGAAACUUCUUUGCAUCUACCUGUAUAUCUUGUCCAGGGAUGCGUAAUGCUGACGUCACAUGUCUGAAGUAGGAUAGAUGUCUUAAUACCCAAGCACCCUUCCAUCACCUUGAGCGCAAUUACCUUAAAAGAACCUAUAUGAAGUUUGAACUAUUGCAACACUGUAUGUAGUGCAUAAUCUCUGAUCAGUAAUAGCGUACUUGAAUGCCCCUUAGGUCAGUAAAUAUUUUAAUUGGACUGAAAAUUGUAAGUUUCUAACUCAGUGGAAAAUGAUGAAAGUAUGGGCAUUUCUAAAAAGCUGACUUUAUUGUAACGUAGGACUUGAGUAUAAACUGGUUAAUAAUACCAAAUACUGUUCAUGAUUCUUUGAUCAAGAUUUAUUAUCUGUUUGGUACUUAAUGUAUGACAGUGCCUUGCUUAAUAUUAUUCACUGCUGUAGUUUUCAUUGCCUUUAAUUUUUUUUCCCUGUCCCACCUAGUUGAUGAUGGUUCUUCUUCAUAGGUCUUGAAAUGUAAUUAAAAUGACAGCUCUUAUUUUUUCCUUCAGAGUCUUGGGGUAAUGCUGGGAGGAGUCCUGUGAAUGUGAAAAUGUUAUGAAAAUGAAUAUGAAUCAGUCUAUGCAUGUUGAGGGGGAAAAUGUCAGAGUAACAUUUCACUGAAGUCUCUGGAAUCUCAUCUGUUUCAUUACAGUCUCCAAUAAAAUG
Molecule: messenger RNA, 4665 nt
Organism: Mobula hypostoma (lesser devil ray)
Lineage: Eukaryota; Metazoa; Chordata; Chondrichthyes; Myliobatiformes; Myliobatidae
Gene: srm
Product: spermidine synthase
Exons: 8
Coding region: 271-1140 (289 amino acids)
Biological process (GO): polyamine metabolic process
Molecular function (GO): catalytic activity
Source: RefSeq, a predicted model, not a curated record